GUCCUGGCCAUGUUUGGAGAUGUGCAAGUCCUCCGUCAUUCUACCCCCCCACACACACAGCCUGUUGGUCGACGGGACGGACUAGACUUUUACCCUGUGUGUCUGUCCCAGGUCCAGUUUAUGUAGAUAUUGUCGCUAUCGACACGACACUUGAACGCCGCGUUUCUGCUGCUGCUUCUUCUCUCCGCAUCACAAGAGAACUAAAAAAAAAAGAACAACCAAACCAAAGUGGUUGAUGAACAAACAAAAGCAACAAAAACAACAACUCCAGCCUUCACCUCCCACCCUCUUCUUAAUCUGAAAAUAAAAAGGAAUCAGUCACAACCAAAACAUUGAUUGGUGAUUGUGUGACUGUGUGUCUCAUGGCUCUCCUCCUCAGACGUGGCCUCUUCACGGCCCUGCGACAUGCUCUUGAGCAAGGCAGCAGCUCUGUCUGCCACCCUGCACUGCCUGCUGCUCUUCUAGCCCAGUCCUUGGUUGUAGCCCUGCUGAGGGGUGUUUGGUUCUUGUGGUGGGUGGAGUACCUCUCUCCAGCAGCCAUGUCGGGCUUCAAUCUUCUGCAUCUAAUAACCAAGAGCCAGCCUGUAGCUCUGAGAUCCUGCAGUCUUCCCUCAGGAGCAUGUAGAACUAAGAAGACAUGGCCAGUGAGCUUUUCUCAGGAGGAUCUGAGAAAGCGUCUCACACCGAUGCAGUAUCAUGUUACCCAGGAGAGAGGAACUGAGAGUGCCUUCACUGGAGAGUUUACACACCAUAAGGAUGAUGGGACCUAUACUUGUGUUGUCUGCGGGGCCCCACUGUUCAGCUCGAAGACUAAAUUUGACUCAGGAUCGGGUUGGCCGUCUUUCUUUGACAUUGUGAAGGAGGAGUCCAUCGCCCAGACUGAUGAUUUUUCCUAUGGGAUGCACAGAGUGGAGACUACCUGCAGCCAGUGUGGAGCUCAUCUGGGACACCUGUUUGAUGAUGGACCAAGGCCCACAGGAAAACGCUACUGCAUUAACUCUGCCUCACUGGCUUUCCAGCCUAAAGACACCUUGUCCACCUCCAGCUCAAUGGCUGAAGGUGGAACUGCCAGCAGCUCAGUGAGUGAUGGGAAGAUGGAGCACUGAAAGAAAGACUGUCUGCUGACUGUGUAUGAAGUCUAAUAGUACACAUACAUAAAUUACUUAAUAUAGUUAGGUUCUGUAUUGUUGAUGCAAGAUGUGAAGAUAGAAUAGAUUGGAUAUUGCAAAAGGAAGGAAUGCGUUCAGGCAUCAGACACAGACCAGAGAAAUACUUUCUGGUGUAUAAUCUUAUCACUAGGAGUGCACGCUUCCAAAACAGCCAUUUUGUAGUCACAAAACACACUAUAUCAGCUCAUUGCCUUAAAGGGAACAUAAGUAUUUAAUAACCUGUGCUCUAUUCUCAGAUAUUUUUAAGCUGACUCUUGGUCAUGAUAACAUUAUUUGUAGAGAUUUGGGGAAAAGGGAGCAGAAAGAGUUUGUCAUAGUAACGACAGGGAGUUCUGGAAAAAUGCUAGAAGUGCUUGAGAUGAUUUGGUUUAGACAGUGAUUACAAUUUUAUGAUGGACAUGACCCUGGUAAAAAGAAUACCAUUCAUGCUGACAAAUACCAUCAUUCCCGUUAUUUCCCUUUAAUUUUCUAGAUCUGGGCAAUAGCAUUUGGUCUGCUAAUUUAAAUAUGGAUAAGGUGCUGUGUAGUAGUAGAGACACACACAUACACAUAUGUAUGUAUAAUGUAUAUCUAUAUAUAAUGUAGAGCUUGGGAUAUUCUAACUAAAAAAAAAAUUUUAUUGGAAUAUAUUUUUGAAGUGAUCUUUGAUACUGAGUGGUUGAUUUAACGAAAUUGCCUGUGCAAAUGCUUCUGCUUCUGUCAGCAGUGAUACAGGCAGUGACAAAGCAUACAGUUCCUUAUCUAGUUCUUUACUUUAGUAAAUAUUUUUGGUCACAGCUUGCAUUAAAAAAGUUAAUGGGUCAAUAAAUAUAAUAAAACAACAGA
This is a messenger RNA of Dicentrarchus labrax (European seabass), 1994 nucleotides long. RefSeq names its product methionine sulfoxide reductase B3 (gene msrb3). NCBI's taxonomy places the organism in Eukaryota, Metazoa, Chordata, Actinopteri, Moronidae. Gene Ontology annotation, molecular function: peptide-methionine (R)-S-oxide reductase activity. Gene Ontology annotation, biological process: response to oxidative stress; protein repair. Gene Ontology annotation, cellular component: cytoplasm. The coding region runs from base 363 to 1106 and encodes 247 amino acids. The record is from RefSeq and is a predicted model, not a curated record. The transcript is spliced from 9 exons.